AUGCGGUUCUCUUCUCUUGUUGCAGUGGCCAUCUUGGCGCUUGGCGAAGGGGGGCUUUGCGACCGCCAAGAGAGCCAGUUAAACAUGUUUUCUGGCAGUGCUGCCGGUCGUGCCGCAGCUCUUGUUAAGCCGAAUACCGACAAACCUACUGUCACCAAGAGGCAGAUUAGCUUCGAGGGCGGAGGCAUCAACAUCGGCGGCCCGGGAGGGCUUCAGCUCGGAGGCAAGGGCAAGGGACAGGGCCAACAAGCUGGAGCUGCAGGAAACCAGACGGCUAAUGGAAAUGGCGGUCUGUCUGCUCCCGGGCUCCAGCUGGGAGGCAACAAGCCUGCGGGAGGAACUGGUAAUAGUGCACUUGAUGCGUUUCUGAAUGCCAGCCAAGGCAAGAAGAACGGCACCGCGAACGCCGGUCAAGGCGGCGAAGCGGCUGGCGGGGGCGGUCAAAAGGCUGGUAAGGGUAAAGGAGAAGGCGGUCCUGCUGCCAACCCUGGCGAAGCUGCGAAGGCAGAGCAAGGUCUCGGAGCGAACCCUGGUGAGGCGGCAAAGGCGAAAGAGGCCGCAAAGGAGGCAGAACGCAAAGGGAAAGGCAACGGCAACGCAGGUGAAGCCGCCAAGCCAGCUGGCGAAGCAGGCCAGCCUAAAGCCGUCCAAGAGUCAGAACAGUUCAAGGACAACGCCGGUAUUACAAUUGGAGCUGAUGGCCAGGUCCAGAACGUCGGAGGCAACUUGGGCAUCACCAAGGGAAGUGAUGGUAGUACCUCGGUUGGCGGCAAGUCGGGUAUCAACAUUAGCCCUGGUGGUGAUCGUGGAAAAGGCAAAGGCAAAGGAAAUGGCGGACAGCAAGCUACUCCUCCGCCAGCUGGGGAAGGACAGCCGGCAGCCCAGCCCCCACCGGCCGAGCCCCAGACACCUCCGCCGGCAACUCCGGCUGAGGCUCCCGGAGCUGCCCCACCGGCCGCUCCAGCCACGGAAGCUUAA
Messenger RNA from Colletotrichum truncatum, 978 nucleotides. Its product is annotated as short chain dehydrogenase reductase family protein. NCBI's taxonomy places the organism in Eukaryota, Fungi, Ascomycota, Sordariomycetes, Glomerellales, Glomerellaceae. The record is from RefSeq and is a predicted model, not a curated record.